Messenger RNA from Gekko japonicus, 472 nucleotides. RefSeq names its product NADH:ubiquinone oxidoreductase complex assembly factor 5 (gene NDUFAF5). Gene Ontology annotation, biological process: mitochondrial respiratory chain complex I assembly. The transcript has 3 exons. The coding region runs from base 14 to 268 and encodes 84 amino acids. The record is from RefSeq and is a predicted model, not a curated record. Gene Ontology annotation, cellular component: mitochondrion. NCBI's taxonomy places the organism in Eukaryota, Metazoa, Chordata, Lepidosauria, Squamata, Gekkonidae.
ACUGUUUUUAGGUAUGGGGGAGAGCAACUGCUGCUGGAGUCGGAAGCCCCUGCUGCACAGGGAGACCAUGCUGGCGGCGGCGGCCGUGUACAGGGAAAUGUAUGGGAAUGAUGACGGGACAGUUCCUGCCACCUUUCAGAUCUAUUACAUGAUCGGAUGGAAGUUUCAUGAGUCACAGGCGCGACCAGCCCAGAGAGGUUCUGCGACAGUAUCAUUCGGAGACCUUAAAAAGAUUAAUGAGUCUGUUGUGGGAAGGAAAAAACUUUGAGACAUGGUGUCACGGUCUUAGAGGUGCCACACUCUUAACCCAUCACUGCUCUACAAUAGUCAGUUUUGAAAAUAGUGCCACAUGUACAUUUCCUGAUAUGUCGACUCGUGACCUGGAAAUAAUACACAACACUGGACUUUUUCUCUUCCUUUGCUGGUCGUGCUGAUGUCUGUAAAUUGUGUGGAUUUUAUUCUGUAAAGCUUC